Messenger RNA from Daucus carota subsp. sativus, 1575 nucleotides. RefSeq names its product delta(12)-fatty-acid desaturase FAD2. The transcript has 2 exons. Gene Ontology annotation, molecular function: oxidoreductase activity, acting on paired donors, with oxidation of a pair of donors resulting in the reduction of molecular oxygen to two molecules of water. The record is from RefSeq and is a predicted model, not a curated record. Gene Ontology annotation, biological process: lipid metabolic process. Bases 276 to 1427 code for a protein of 383 amino acids. Lineage: Eukaryota; Viridiplantae; Streptophyta; Magnoliopsida; Apiales; Apiaceae.
AAACGAGGAAUUUUAGUUCAUGGCUGGCUGGCUCGCUCGCUGCCUGGCGUGCUACUCUCGUUUUUAUUAAAUUUAUUUUUAGUGGAAUUUUGUCCAUGGCGGGCUACAUAAUUGACCAUACUUUCUGCAUUUGCAAUGCAUUGUGCAUUGGACAUUGGAUAUAUAUAUAACUGAGGCUGAGCACUCCACUUUUAAUACCCAAAACACAACAAUAACUAAAGGGACAGAGAUCUUGGGAGAGAUUCAGAGAGAUUUAUCCAUUGUGUCAUUUAACAAUGGGUAAAGGUGGUCGAAUGCCGGUUGCUGAUGGGGAGGUUCAGCAAGCUGAGAAUUCUGUCCGGAGAGUUCCUCAUGAAAAACCACCGUUUACAAUUGCAGACAUCAAGAAAGCCAUCCCACCUCAUUGCUUUGAGCGUUCCCUCAUUCGAUCCUUCUCGUACCUUGUUUACGACUUGGCUGUCUGCUUCCUACUAUACUAUGCAGCCACAAACUACAUAAAUCUCCUCCCUAAACCCUUAUCUUACCUUGCAUGGACCGCUUAUGUCUAUGUCCAGGGUUGCUUCAUGUUCGCGGUGUGGGUGGUUGCUCACGAAUGUGGCCAUCACGGCUUCAGCAACUACCAUUGGCUCAACGACACGGUUGGCUUUGUCCUCCAUUCUCUCCUCCUCGUCCCUUACUUCUCCUGGAAAAUUAGUCACCGUCGCCACCACGCCAACACCAAUUCUCUUGACCGCGAUGAAAACCAUAUCCCUCGAUUCAAAGAAACCAUCCGGUCCUACUACCACCACUUCAACAACCCUUUAGGCCGCGUCUUCAUCAUCGCCUUCACACUCACACUAGGCUGGCCUUUGUACCUAAUCGUCAACAUAGCCGGCCGAACCUACGACCGCCACGCUUCCCACUUCGACCCCUACAGCCCAAUCUACUCCGAACGCGAGCGAGUCCAAAUCCUCCUCUCAGACAUUGGUUUCCUCGCAGGAUGCUAUUUGGUCUACAGAGUAGCUCUCGUAAAAGGCUUCACAUGGGUGAUGCUCGUCUACGGCGCUCCUCUCCACGUCGUAAAUGGCUUCCUAGUAAUGGUCACUUUGCUGCACCACACUCAUCUUUCUUUACCUCAUUACGAUUCAUCCGAGUGGGACUGGCUCAGGGGAGCCCUGGCCACAGUGGACCGAGACUACGGAAUCCUCAACAAGGUGUUCCACCACAUUGCCGACACUCACGUGCUUCACCAUUUGAUCUCCAGCAUUCCGCAUUAUCACGCCGAGGAGGCCACUGAGGCGAUCAAGCCCGUGCUGGGGGAUUACUACCAUUACGAUGGAACUCCGUUUUACGUGGCCAUGUGGAGAGAGGCUAAAGAGUGUCUAUACGUCGAGGCAGAGGAUAAUGACAAGGCCAAGGGGGUUUAUUGGUUCAAAAACAAGCUUUAGAGUCGUGGGGUUUGAUUAUGAAUCAAAGAUGUGGCACUACCAAGAUUUCGAUAUUAGAUGAAAAAGUAUCAUCAGUACAGAAAUAAAGUUGUAUGAUUGUAUUAUGUCAUCUUCUUUUGAAUGGAAAUGCAUGCACUGCUUGGUGUUA